Rhagoletis zephyria (snowberry fruit fly) is the source of this 2079-nucleotide messenger RNA. RefSeq lists its product as uncharacterized. NCBI's taxonomy places the organism in Eukaryota, Metazoa, Arthropoda, Insecta, Diptera, Tephritidae. The record is from RefSeq and is a predicted model, not a curated record.
UCUAGAAGGAAAAUAGUUAAACUGGCAACACUGAUUGCGCCUUGGAUUCGGCCAUCCAUUUUAAUUAACUUGCUGGCAAUCUUGUUGUACAUAUUUCUGCAUUUUACAAAGGAAGAAAAUAGGAAAGACUGAGGCGCUUAUUUUAUAUAUUUAAUUACUGCUGCAAACAGUUAAAAUUUGCAUAUUUUCGGAUUUUAAUUGGAUUUACCGCAUAGUCCUGCGAUUCUGCUGCCAAAGCUCUCCAGCAAACCAAGUGCCCUAUCCGUUUUCACAGCGAUCAGCAAGCCCAUAUACACCUUUAAAUAAGCGAGGAAUACAUACUUGACAAUCGUUUCGACACAAAUAUAAAAAUUACAGGGUUUUCAACAGUUGCAGAAAAAUGGGCAAAUGGAGCGUAAAGGAUAUGAUCAAAAUAAUCGAGUUGUUUAAGUCGCAUCCGUCUCUGUGGGAUCUGCAUUCACAUGAGUAUAGGAUGAAGAGAAAAAAACAAAAGGAUAUUCGUUUCAUAGCGAACUCUAUGGGUGUAGAAAAAUCUAUCAUAGAUAAAAAGUGGAAAAGUCUUCGCACCAUUUAUAAAUCUGAGCUGAAUAAAAUUGAGGCAAGCAAGAGGACAGGCAAAGAGUAUGUUUCACCAUGGCGAUAUUUUGGCUAUAUGAGUUUUUUAUAUCAAAAACGUAACCAUAGUCAAGUAACAAUCAAGGAAUCAAUGAGCCCACUUAAAAUGGAAUGCGACGAGUCAGAUCAUAAUGAAACUAUUGUCGAUACAAAUCACAAAAGUGUGGGCGGACAUGAGGAAAGCAACCAAUCGUCAGGAGAUGGUAAGAAAAGUGAGGUGGAAAAUAAUAAGUGGAGCGAAGAGAGAAUUGUUGAACUUAUUCACUAUUUCGAAGCUCAUCCGUUGCUGUGGAAUCCAAAUGAUGAAGAGUUUAAGAUAAAUUAUAAAAAAGAUGAAGCUCUUUCACAGAUAUCCAAAUUGAUGGGAAUACCAAAAGAGGAUAUUAAAAAGAAAUGGAGGAUUCUACGUACCCAAUUCAAAUCAGAACUGAAUAAAAUGCGAAAAAGUAAAAGUAUAGAUGAUUUGUAUGUCUCGGACUGGCGCUACUUAAGACCACUGAAGUUCCUGUAUGAUAGCUGCAAUGCGGAAGAAAGCAAAGAAUAUUGCUAUAUUUUCGAUCAGGGUAACGACUCUGAAGACGAUGAGAAUACACAUCUGACCUUGUCGAAUUGUGAGCUAGAGAAAACCAGGCUUGAAGAAUUCCCUAUUUCGACCGAAGUAAAACAGGAAUGGAGCCCCCAAGCUAUUUAUCAACUAAUUCAACAAUACAAAGAACAUCCAUCUUUGUGGGACAAGUCUACAAAAGAUUCCAGACUCAAGAGCAUAAGAGAAAAAGAUAUUUGCCAAGUGGCUGAAAACAUGGGUAUGGAGAAGGGUGAUAUAGAAAGAAAGUGGAAGAGCCUACGAACGCAAUGUUCUGCCGAGUUGAGAAAAAUUAAGGAGAGUCACGCAAGCGGCAGCAACCGAGUUUACUUUUCAAAUUGGCGUUUUUUAAAAGCUAUGAAGUUUGUAUACGAUACCUGCCAGGAAAACGAAACAUGUAGCAAUGAAAUUUCUUCGUUCCCCUGUGAAAGUGAUGAUUCCUUGAUGGAAAUUACUGUUGUGCAAACCUCGCAAGACGAAGAAUAUGAAGAUGCAAAAGAAUGUGAAAAUUCUUAUGGCGGAGAAGAUGAAAAUCAAAAUCCUAAAAGAAAGCAUGAAACUGUCAGGGAGGAAAACGAUUCAACAGUGACUAAACUGAGAAAAGUGGAGCAAUCCUUCGAAAAUAACGAAUGCGAUAUAUUUUGCUCGCUGAUGGCGACUAAACUUCGCAAACUAAAUAGCAAUCUUAGGGAUGAAGCUAUGAGAAAACUUAUGCGGGUCAUGUGGGAUUUCGAGGAUGCUCAAAAACAAUCUUCUAGAAUACCAAAAAACAUUCAGCCUCAUUGCGAGAGUCUUGUCUAAUGCAAGACGUUUUUCGAGAGAUGGAAACGGAAAAAUCUUGGCAGCACUGCAUAGUUUUCGACGAUUUUCGUCGUUUACUU